UCUCUCUCUCUGACACGCAUGCAGCGCGUCUUACUCAGCGUGUAAAGGCACAUUUUCUCCUGGAUCGCCUGAUUGGAUCACAGCGCAAUAGGCUGAAUGUAUGCAGUGCGCACCAUCUGUUCUAAUCCAGCAAAACCCCCGGCUGGCUCAGGCGCAUGUGAAUGGGUCUCUCCCUCUGGGUUUAGCUAGAGUUUCGCAGGCAGGCCGUUUGGUUCAGACUGAGACGCGGUGUUUUCGGAUCAUGGCUGUGCUGCAUCCCCGCCGGAGGAGAGAUGCGCUAGUGUGGCUGCUGCCUGGACUGCUCGGAGUCUGCAUGGCAUUCGGACCCAGUAAAGCAGAGGAGGAAGACUAUGAAGAUGUUCCCAUAAAUAAAACUUGGGUUUUAUCCCCAAAGGUUUAUGACAGUGAUGUCACUCUCAUCCUUAAUAAAUUACUGCAGGGCUAUGACAACAAGCUGCGACCAGAUAUUGGAGUAAGACCAACUGUCAUUGAGACAGCUGUAUAUGUAAACAGCAUAGGCCCAGUGGAUCCCAUAAACAUGGAGUAUACUAUAGACAUCUUCUUCGCUCAGACAUGGUUUGACAGCCGGCUCAAGUUUAACAGCACCAUGAAGCUCCUUAUGCUAAACAGCAACAUGGUGGGAAAGAUCUGGAUCCCUGAUACGUUUUUCCGCAACUCCCGCAAAUCUGACGCCCACUGGAUCACUACGCCCAAUCGUCUUCUGCGCCUUUGGGGCAAUGGACGCGUAAUGUACACGCUGAGGUUGACUAUUAAUGCGGAAUGCUACCUUAAGCUGCAUAACUUUCCUAUGGAUGAACAUUCGUGUCCGUUGGAGUUUUCAAGCUAUGGGUAUCCAAAAAAUGAGAUCCAGUAUAGAUGGCAACGUCGCGCUGUCGAGGUAGCUGACCAACGGUACUGGAGACUUUACCAAUUUGCCUUUGUUGGCCUGCGCAACAUGUCUGAUGUGGCACAUACUCAGUCUGGGGAGUACGUCAUCAUGACAAUCUUCUUUGAUCUGAGCCGGAGAAUGGGCUACUUCACCAUCCAGACCUACAUCCCCUGCAGCAUGAUUGUAGUGCUGUCCUGGGUUUCCUUCUGGAUCAACAAAGAUGCUGUGCCUGCCCGAACAUCUUUAGGUAUCACCACUGUUCUUACUAUGACAACCCUAAGCACCAUAUCCAGGAAGUCACUCCCGAAGGUGUCUUAUGUGACGGCCAUGGAUUUGUUUGUGUCUGUUUGCUUCAUCUUCACCUUUGCUGCACUUAUGGAGUAUGGCACGCUGCACUACUUCACCAGUAACCGUCAAAACAAGAAAACCAAGUCGAGCGGUGCACCGAAAUCAAGCAUGGCGAACAUCAGACCAGGGACGUCUCUGCUCCAGAUGAAUAACAUUGCGCCGUAUCAUGAUGAUGAUGAUUACGCAUACGAGUGUCUGGAUGGGAAAGACUGCACAAGUUUUUUCUGCUGCUUUGAUGACUGUCGCUCAGGGGCAUGGCGUGAAAACAGGAUGCACGUCCAUGUGUCCAAAAUUGACUCCUACUCCCGAAUAUUCUUCCCGACUGCUUUUGGUCUCUUCAACCUUGUCUACUGGAUUGGGUACCUUUAUCUCAUAUAAACAUAUGGUGUGAGUGAAACUAGGACUUAUUUGAAAUCUAAGAAAUAUUUGAAAAGCAUUUGUAAAUUCUCUAUCCUGUUGAUACUAUAUAAGAGAGGGUGGUUAAGAGCAGACGUUUUACCAGUGGUGUCUUUAUCCUUUGAUAUGUUGUAUUUUACUAGGUGAGAAUGUAUUAGUGAAGGAAAGAAAAGAGGUGCAUGUGACAUGCUUGAGGUAUUAUAAUUCAUAUUGCGUUACUUUUUGAAUAUUAACUGCAAAAACUUUUUUUUUAAUAUUGACAGACUGACAAUUUAAUAUUGCAGACUAUUUGAAACAGCGCGUACCAUAUCGAAGACAUAUAUUUACAUUAGACAUAUCUGCCUUGCUCAGUAAUAAAAUAUCUUUAUGAUACGGUGCAAUGAAUGACAGAAGUGUAAUAAACUUGCAUUAUUACAGACUUGCAAAUGACGCAAAAAACAUGUUUUGUGCUGCAUUCUGUGGCCGAAUAAAAUACUUUUAGCUUUCAGCAUACCUAGCAGUUUAAUCAUAUCUACAGCUUUUAGCAGGACAUAUAACAUAUAAUAACAUGUUUGUCUAUUUACCUCUUUAGUCGCUAUGUAGAUUCUGAGCUAAGUAGUUUUGAUUGUAACAGAAAAAGAAAAAAACAACUACAUGCAUAUAUACAAAUAGCCAGCUUCCUUGUGCCCUAUCAAACCAAAGCAUAGGUAGAUUAAGAUUUCUUGAUGUGCUAAAAUUUACCCUUAAGCCAUUCUCUUGGAAAUAGCCAAUAUUUAAAUAUUCAGUAAUACUCGGAUAUUCCUAUAUCUGUAUUAACUGAUGUGAAAAAAAAAAUCUCAUACGUUUCUGUUCAUGUUAAUUUUCUCCCUCACACACACACACACACGCACAUUUAAAUUUUUACACAUAUCCGUUAAGCAAAAAAAUGAUGUUGAUGUUAUGCACAAUGACAGAAAGGCCAGUAUACUUUCUCUAUAAUCUUUAGUUCCACAACUAACAAUAUUUAGUUGAGUAAAUGCACAAUAAUAUUUCUAACAAAGCUUCUGGUGUAGCUCUCUGUGCCCAAGUAGUUCACAAAGCCACCCUCUCAUCUGUGCUUGUCCAUCAGAGGCUUUGCUUGUUGUUUGCUCUUUGAAUCUGGUGACACGUCAGAAAUCCCAUGGAUAAUGGAACCAAAUGUUCUUGUCUAGAAGACAGCUCUGGUGUUUCGUUUUAUACACGGCUCUUCAGCCUUACCCGAAAGCACAGAGUCAAAACAAUAAACUAUUUAAUUACAUCUUGUCAGCUUAUGUUAAAGCCAUGGAUGCCUUUUGUGUAGCUUAACAUUUCAGAUAUGAACAAUUCACAUAUUAGCUAUGGUAAAAAGAGGAACAUUU
Clarias gariepinus (North African catfish) is the source of this 2988-nucleotide messenger RNA. It is a transcript of the gene gabrg1, whose product is annotated as gamma-aminobutyric acid type A receptor subunit gamma1. Gene Ontology annotation, biological process: synaptic transmission, GABAergic; monoatomic ion transmembrane transport; nervous system process. The transcript has 9 exons. Gene Ontology annotation, cellular component: postsynapse; dendrite membrane; neuron projection. The record is from RefSeq and is a predicted model, not a curated record. Bases 101 to 1615 code for a protein of 504 amino acids. Gene Ontology annotation, molecular function: GABA-A receptor activity; GABA-gated chloride ion channel activity; transmitter-gated monoatomic ion channel activity involved in regulation of postsynaptic membrane potential. Lineage: Eukaryota; Metazoa; Chordata; Actinopteri; Siluriformes; Clariidae.